UGCAGAGCCCGACGCUGGAGCCGCAGAGACGGCAGUAGCAGCGGCGCUCUCCAGCUUCUCUCACGCCCACCCAGCCGCUGGGAUUAAGUGGACGCGAGCAACGGAGCGGACCGGGCUCUCAGGUAAAUCCUGAAAACAUACAUUUUACACACAUCUGGUGCUGGAUCCCAGAAAGCAACUAUGAAUGACAUUGCACAGAAGGCGGAGAUUAUCCUUUCUUCGUCUAAACCUGUCCCAAAGUCCUAUGUGCCCAAACUUCAGAAGGGUGAUGUAAAGGAUAAAUUUGAAGCCAUGCAGAAAGCAAGGGAAGAAAGAAAUCAAAGACGAUCUAGAGAGGAAAAGCAAAGAAGAAAAGAACAAUAUAUUAGAGAGAGAGAAUGGAACAGGAGAAAGCAGGAGAUGAAAGAAUUACUUGCUUCUGAUGACGACGAAGAAACUCUGUCUUCUAAAGUAGAAAAAGCUUAUGUUCCAAAACUAACAGGAACUGUCAAAGGAAAGUUUGCUGAAAUGGAAAAGCAAAGGCAAGAGGAAGAAAGAAAAAGAAUGGAAGAAGAAAGACACCGAAGAAUUGAACAAGACAUGAAAGAGAAGAGGAAAAUUCAGAGAGAACUGGCAAAGAAGGCACAAGAGAUUGAUGAACAAUAUAACAAUUCGGGAACUGAAUCAACAUCAGAGGAAGGUGACGAUUCACUGCUAGUGACUGUAGUUCCUGUAAAGCAUACCAAAUCACCUGGGAAGAUGAAAAUAAGUUUUGAGGACCUAGAAAGAGAGAGAGAAGAACAAGAAAGGCAAAAAUAUGAAGAAGAAAAACAAUUGAGAUAUGAGCAAGAAAAGCAAGCUCUUAAAGAAGUCAAAUAUUUUUCACCAGUUGCGGAUGAAGAUGAAAACAAAGACAGUGAAAGAAAAGCAUUUCCCUCUCCUGGAAAAGUGAAACUAACAUUUGAAGAACUGGAAACAGAGAGACAGAAAAAUCAGAGGAAGCAUGCAGAAGAGGAGGCAAGACAACGCUUAGAAGAGGAAAAGCGUGCCUUUGAGGAAGCAAGGCAGAAAAUGCUGAAUGAAGAUGGUGAUGAUACAGAGAGUGAAAGUUUUGUCAGGGAGCUCCAUCCUGUGAAACUGAUUCUUGGUUUUGAGGAAUUAGAAAGACAGCGGCAAGAAGAAGAAAAAAGAAGAACAGAGGAGGAAGCCAGAAGGCGUAUAGAAGAGGAGAAAAAGGCAUUUGCUGAAGCAAGAAAAAACAUGAUUCCAGAUGAUGUGUCUUCACAGAUGUCAAAAACUGUAUCUCAAGAAUCUCUUACACCUGGAAAACUGGAAAUAAAUUUUGAAGAAUUGCUGAGGCAAAAAAUGGAAGAAGAAAAGAGGCGCACAGAAGAAGAGCGCAGACAAAAACUGGAAAUGGAAAAGCAAGAGUUUGAACAGCUUAGGCAGGAGAUGGGAGAGGAGGAGGAAGAGUGUGAAACCUUUGAGUUAAGCAGGGAGUAUGAGGAACUAAUAAGAUUAAAAAGAAGUGGCUCCAUUCAAGCAAAGAACUUGAAAAAAAAGUUUGAAAAAAUUGGACAAUUGUCAGAAGAAGAAAUACAGAAAAAAAUUGAGGAGGAAAGAGCCAGGAGGAGAGCUAUGGACCAGGAAAUAAAAGAAAGGGAAGCAGAGAAAUUUCAAGAGGAAGAUGAAGUAGAUGUGAAGCCAGCCACAAAAUCUGAAGCUCCAUUUACACACAAAGUCAACAUGAAGGCUCGAUUUGAACAAAUGGCAAAGGCAAGAGAGGAGGAAGAACAGAGGAGAAUCGAAGAACAGAAGCUGCUGCGCAUGCAAUUUGAACAGAAAGAAAUAGAUGCAGCAUUACAAAAGAAAAAAGAGGAGGAGGAAGAUGACGAAGGCAGUAUUGUUAAUGGCUCAGUUUAUGAGGAUGAAGAACAGCAAGCAAGGUCUGGGGCUCCAUGGUUCAAGAAGCCUCUUAAAAAUAUGUCAGUUGUGGAUGGUGAACCAGUAAGAUUUACUGUUAAAAUAACUGGAGAACCCAAACCAGAAAUUACAUGGUGGUUUGAAGGAGAAAUGUUGCAGGACUGUGAGGACUACCAAUAUAUUGAGAGAGGAGAAACCUACUGUCUUUACUUACCGGAAACUUUCCCAGAAGAUGAAGGAGAAUAUAUGUGCAAAGCGGUAAACAGCAGAGGAACAGCAGCUAGCACCUGUAUUCUUACUAUUGAAACUGAUGACUAUUAAUAUCCUACUUUUUCUGGAGCCUUCCCUAAAUUUACUGCAUUCAUCUCUCUUUCUCUCUCUCUCUCUGUGGUGGGGCCAACAAGAAAAAUCUGUCAUUCCCAAAAUAAGAUAUCCAAUUGCCUGUUUUAGGCUUCUGUAUUUCAGACUCUUACUUGACACAUUUAGUUAUCUGAAGCACAAUGGCACAAUCCUCACCCCCACUUACACUAUUGCAUUACUUCACACAGCAAAGCUGUUCCCAGCAGGCAUGCCAUUCAAGUGAAGCAGCCUGCUAAAGUGUUUACACUGGUCUUCAUGUCAGUAUAAAAUACAGCUUGCACCAGUGUAGUGAAAAACAAGUGCAUGGUGAAGUGCUUCUCAUAAGUAAUCUGCCUGGAAAAGCCUCUGGAUUUGUGGCAUUCCAGUUUUCAUGCCAUUGUUUGCACACAUGAAAAGAGGGCAAAGACAAAGGGAAAAGCAAAAUUAGGUUGUUCCCACAGAUGAAGACUAAUAAAUUCAUUAUAUGUUAAAAUAGAUCUCUAUUUCUGGAAACUUAGUGGGAAAAGUUUUAGUAAAAUUUGGUAACCAAAUUGUAGUCAUUUAUUUAAUUGGUUUUAUGCUUAAUGCAGUAUUUUCCUUCUAAUCUGCUUUGAUAAUGUAAAAUCAAAAUAGGGGUUAAAAGCAGAUUUAUGUAAUUAUCAUGUAUAUGCAGUUGUUAAAGUUUUUGGGAAAUAUUUGCAUUUAUAAUUUUGUAUUAGAAGUUGGAUAUUGUCCAGCAUUUUGCUGAUAACACUGAACAAAGCUUAUAAUAUUCAGUAGUUAAGUGUUAGCAUGAUACUGGAUGACUUUUCAACUUGAACCUCAAAUACUGAAUCAUCUCACUACAGUACAAUAGGAACAGCAACAUCAGCAAAUAUGGUUUUCAUACAUACUUGGAACAUACGUCAUUGUAGAUUUUUUUCUAAUGAAAACCUGCAGACUAUCAUAUUCAAAUUAUCUAUGCUGUGUUCUGAUUUAAUUGGAAGGUUAAUAAAAUCUGUGUUGAGUCCAUAA
Eublepharis macularius is the source of this 3255-nucleotide messenger RNA. It is a transcript of the gene NEXN, whose product is annotated as nexilin F-actin binding protein. Lineage: Eukaryota; Metazoa; Chordata; Lepidosauria; Squamata; Eublepharidae. Bases 181 to 2223 code for a protein of 680 amino acids. The record is from RefSeq and is a predicted model, not a curated record. Gene Ontology annotation, biological process: dendrite self-avoidance; axon guidance; homophilic cell-cell adhesion. Gene Ontology annotation, cellular component: axon; plasma membrane. The transcript has 14 exons. Gene Ontology annotation, molecular function: cell-cell adhesion mediator activity.